UAUAGCCAGCUGAACGUUACUGCUGCUGUAUAGACGUUAUCCGUAUUAUUUAUACAUCAUUCCAGAAAACUGUUCAAUUAGAUCAUCAUAUUAUAAUCCAAUAAUAACCACACCGGAGCAAUAUUAGAUGCUGCAGUAAUGUCUUAUUAGUGAACCACAAUGAUCUGUAAUAAGCUAAUCCAGAUGUUCGGAUCACCCGCAGCGCCGGUGUGGGCUUUAGCGUGGUGGUUAGCCGUUUUUGCGAUCAAUGCCAAUUCGUUCGAACUAAAAGAGUUCCAAUUCAAACACCAUAACAAUGAAGAAAUGUACGAUGUCAUUUUGAAAAUACGGGAAAAAUGCCCAAGCAUCACUAGUCUGUACAGACUAUCGGAGGACUCCGUAGAAGGCCGUCCACUUUUAGUCAUCGUGUUUUCAAUUCAUCCAACUUACCAUAAACCAUUGGAUCCAGAGUUCAAAUAUAUAGCCAACAUGCAUGGUAACGAAGUACUCGGAAGGGAGCUACUGUUAAAAUUGGCGGAUUACAUGUGUGAAGAAUAUAAAGCCGGAAACGAGGAAAUAAUAAAAUUAAUAACCAAAACCAGGAUUCAUCUAAUGCCGUCAAUGAAUCCUGACGGAUGGCAAAGAUCRACAGAUGAUGGAGGCAGUAACUAUUUGAUAGGGAGAGACAACGCCGAGGGUGUGGAUUUAAAUAGAAAUUUCCCUGAUUUAGACCGAAUCGUUUUUGAUAAUGAAGCAUAUUACAAAGACAUCAACAAUCAUUUGAUGCAAAUGGUGGAUCAUUUGGCACAACCGGUGCAACCAGAAACCAAGGCUGUAAUGCAAAUGAUUAUGUCUAUACCGUUUGUGGCUUCAGCUAAUCUUCACGGAGGCGAUUUAGUUGCCAAUUAUCCAUACGACGCCAGUAGAUAUGGAAAUGUGCAAGGCGAAUAUGCCACAAGUCCCGACGACGACACUUUUAAAUGGUUAGCAUUAUCCUAUGCUAAUUAUCACGCAGAUAUGGCCAAUCCAAAUAGAAUGCCAUGUAGAGGUGGUGACAAAAAUUUUGGCAAAGAAGGUGGUAUCACUAAUGGUGCUAAAUGGUAUAGUGUAAGAGGAGAGAUUAAAACAUUUAAAUGUGGCUUGGUGAGGCGUGGUCAUAAGCUCAAUUUGUGGAAACGCACUGAACGUACAUACCAGCCUCAGUUGCUAGCUCCUGGAUGGGUGACCGCCCAGGAUUUUUAG
Messenger RNA from Diuraphis noxia (Russian wheat aphid), 1221 nucleotides. Its product is annotated as carboxypeptidase E-like. Lineage: Eukaryota; Metazoa; Arthropoda; Insecta; Hemiptera; Aphididae. Gene Ontology annotation, biological process: protein processing; peptide metabolic process. The record is from RefSeq and is a predicted model, not a curated record. Gene Ontology annotation, molecular function: metallocarboxypeptidase activity; zinc ion binding.